AAAGUUGUGGCCAGAGAACUUCCAGGUCGCCAGCCGGAACGUCGCAAGAGGGGCGGGCGGCCCUGGAGCGUGCGCGCCACCCACCGCCGCCCUGGGCGGCCGCCCGGCCCCGCCCCGGGUCCCAGGGCUGCUCACCGCUCCGCGGGGGCUGGGCUGGGGGAGGAAGGGGGAGCAUGAGGCGGGCGGGGCGCAGGGCGUGCCACGUUCAGCCCCGGGAAUUCCCUCGGGUCCAAGGUGUGCUCGGGUUGACGACGUGCUCGGGCCGGUGCCUGUGCUGUCCGGGUGCCGGGUGUGUAAGUACCGGGGGCGGAGAGGAGAGAAUUACCCUCAUCUUCGUCUCCAAGUCCCGCGCCUGGAAGCCGAAGGCAGAUUUCUCUGGAGAUAGCAAAGAUACUUUGUCACUUUGGGCGCUGCCUUGGCGCAAAUCUUUAAUUGCAAGGGAGCGGGGGGGGGGGCGGCGGGAGAGGGGGAUAGAGUGUCUCAAGCAACCCAAGCGCGGGUCUCUAGGCGGCAAGGCCCCCUUUGAUCAGGAAAAUCCAAUUAUUUGUGUAUAUACAUUUCCCACAUAGUGAUUACUUCAUUAAUUGUCCCGCCUUUAUCUCCUCCCUUCCCAUCCCCCCUAAUAAUCAGUUCUUUUAUCCAGACCAACAAACACACCAUAGGAGCUUUGUGGAUUCAAAGGAUUUGCUUUCGCUUCUGAAAGAGCCGCUAUUCUUUGAUGAUUGGGUAGCGGCAAACUUCAAAGCCAUAAAUCUUCCCUCUGACUGGCUGGCGGCCCAGCAAAGUCCUUAUCAAAUUCUUGGAGGUGAGCCUGAAGCGCUCAGACCGCUCGCGGGGCGAGCGAGCGGGUUGCGGCGAGGGGCGCGGGCGGGGAGGGCCCCUGCGCGCAGAGAGGGCGCCCAGGAGGGACGCUAAGGCGGCCCUUCGUCCUCGCCUUCGGGUCUCCAUGCCUCAGCAGCGCCCUGCUCCUCAGCCAACGGCCCGCAAGCCAUAGCCAUGGCCGCCGUGGCCGUCCUCCGGAACGACUCGCUGCAGGCCUUCCUCCAGGUCAGGGCUGGGCUCGGAGGGGGCGAGGGAAAGGUGGGAAGGGUCAUGUCUGGAUCUUUCCUGAUAUUCUGUGCACCCUGAAUUUCAAAGGGAAUCCCGCUCGGUGGACACCAAUGGAGUGAGACCUAGGGGUGCCCACACCAACUUCACACUGAACCCUGGUGUCAAGAGUGUGGCCUUUGGGGGAGGGACGCGCGUAUCCAGGGCUUGUUCGGAGGUGCGCGUCUGGCUGAGAACCGGUCCCAGCUCACCCCGCUGGGCCCUCCUGGGGCGGGCGGAGGAGGAGCGCGAGAGUAGCGUGGAAAUGAGAGCUUAAAAGAUGGGAGGGAAGGCGGAUGGGCAUCCGGGCUGUGGGUGUUUCCAGACCCUUUCUGGCCGCGGAGCCGGGAGUGGCCCGUCGGAUCUCUCUCCCCUCCCACUUUGUGCCUGUCUUCCUCUGAGGCUAGAUGGCGUCUCUUUGCACCAAGUAGUUUCACAGGAAGCGCUCCCGCGCUCCGCGUCCAGGACCGCACCCCCAGCGCCUCCCCAGACCUGGGCAAGCAUUCGCCCCUGGCGCUGCUAGCCGCCACCUGUAGCCGGAUUGGCCAGCCGGGCGCUACGGCGCCCCCGGACUUCCUGCAGGUGUCCUACGACCCCGCGCUGGGCUCGCCCUCCAGGCUCUUUCACCCGUGGACCGCCGACAUGCCGGCGCACUCGCCCGGCACGCUGCCAUCCCCGCACCCCAGCCUGGGGCUGACGCCGCAGAAAACGCACCUGCAGCCGUCCUUCGGGGCGGCGCAUGAGCUGCCGCUUACACCCCCUGCAGACCCCUCGUACCCCUACGAGUUCUCACCGGUGAAGAUGCUGCCCUCGAGUAUGGCGGCGCUGCCCGCCAGCUGCGCGCCCGCCUACGUGCCCUACGCGGCCCAGGCCGCGCUGCCGCCCGGCUACUCCAACUUGCUGCCGCCGCCCCCGCCGCCUCCGCCGCCCACGUGCCGCCAGCUGUCCCCCAACUCGGCCCCCGACGACCUCCCGUGGUGGAGUAUCCCGCAGGCCGGCACCGGUCCGGGAACCUCGGGGGUUCCGGGGGGCAGCCUCUCCGGCGCCUGUGCGGGGGGGCCCCACGCGCCCCGCUUCCCGGCCUCAGCGGCCGCCGCUGCCGCCGCCGCCGCCGCCGCCGCGCUGCAGCGGGGCCUGGUGUUGGGCCCGUCGGACUUCGCGCAAUACCAGAGUCAGAUCGCUGCGCUGCUGCAAACCAAGGCCCCCCUGGCGGCCACGGCCAGGAGGUGCCGUCGCUGCCGCUGCCCCAACUGCCAGGCGGCGGGCGGCGCCCCGGAGGCAGAGCCGGGCAAGAAGAAGCAGCACGUGUGCCACGUGCCAGGCUGCGGCAAGGUGUACGGCAAGACGUCGCACCUGAAGGCGCACCUGCGCUGGCACACGGGCGAGCGGCCCUUCGUGUGCAACUGGCUCUUCUGCGGCAAGAGCUUCACGCGCUCGGACGAGCUGCAGCGGCACCUGAGGACUCACACAGGCGAGAAGCGCUUCGCCUGUCCCGAGUGCGGCAAGCGCUUCAUGCGCAGCGACCACCUCGCCAAGCACGUCAAGACGCACCAGAAUAAGAAGCUCAAAGUUGCUGAGGCCGGAGUCAAGCGGGAGGACCCGCGGGACCUGUAAGACCACCCGGGGGCGCCUCGAUGCCUCUCCUGCCUCGGGCUCCCUACCCAGCACCUCUUCGGAGAGGUUCCGGUGGCCUGUGGGCAGCCGGCCGAGAGGAGACCCAACUGAGGCACUUACUUGCCCCUUUCUGCUUGCCUGCCUCCCAAAAACGACGCCAGGCCUCCAGCUCCCUGGCCGGCCUGCGGACAAGGACCGUGUGCCCAGGAAGAGCAGGGGAGGUAGGGUUGAGAGCUCUGUGUCACGAAAGAGCAGUUUCAGGCUCUGAACCAUUCCCACCAUCUGGGAGACUACAGUUUGGGGGGACUACCCUGGGCUGACCUCUGUAUAUAGGAAACGCUGCUGAAAUCAAAGCGGAAGAACCUUGAGAGAUUUGAAAUAGUGCUGUGUUUUUUGCUAGGACUGGGCCGGGCUUUGUACAGGUUAUUUAAUAGCUUUCUUAAAGAAUAAUUAUAAUAAUUAUAACAUUAAUUAAAAUGUUACUUUUGUCCUCAGCUCCAUGCAGAGCUACAGCAUGAAAUGUCUCUGUAAAGCAAUCAGCAGUUGCAGCGUGAAAAUAAAUACGUUAACUCCGGGGUCACCUCGGGAAGACCCCGCUGAGCCGGUCUCAUUUGAUCUUUUCUCCUUCCGGGAGGCUUUACAAAGCUGUCAGGUUUCACCGGGAAUUUGAAGGCUCCUGUAGGCUGCCUCUGUCGGAGACUUCUUUGGUUUGGAAGGUUCUGGGCAAGUGUGUCGGGUGCAAAGAUGCAGAAAGUAGGAGGGCAGGGUCAGUUUUGUGGUAAAGAGAUUAGGGCAAGAUUUUCCAGUCCCACCUUGAGUUUCUCACGCGGCCUUAGGACUUGACCAGAGACUGUCGGGCUUCUCUUAAAAGUUGAUACCUGCUGCACAUACAAUACACGAUCUUUUUAUCUGGCGAAUUGCCUGUGGCUUUUCAUUUGUUGGUACUCUCAGAGGUCACAGGCGAGCUGCGCUUCCUCCUGGCAGCCGGCUAUGCUGCUGUCUGCAGGGGUACUACUAUCUCGAGGGUCUGUUCACAGAUGAGAUUUUGGAGAGUUACAGAGAAACUAGGGGCCCUUGUUCAGGUUGAUCUUUGCUUGGGAAAGAAGCGGCUCUCCUGUAUUUCAGCCCCGUCAUGAUACACAGCCUUGUCUUGCUUGUUUUCUUCUUAAUCCUUUUGCUGUGGCAAUCUUACCAGUCUUGUUUCACAAUAGCCUCUUAGGGAUUUCUGUUUAGGCCUGGAAGUUUAGUUCCAUUUUGUGUCUUGGGACUUUAUUUUUUCAAUCACUGCAGUAGACUAAGAUUUUCUCAGGGAGGAGCCAGGAAUACUCAUAUCUAGGUUUCUCACCUGUCUCUAAAAUGUGAAGUUUUAAAUGUGAAGUUUACAAGUGUUUUUUCAACUCGGCUGACUCCUGGAUGUUUUCUAAUAUGUGAGUUUUUAACCUGAAACCAAAACCUUAAUCUUCUGAUUUAGAACUAGCAAAGAAAAGAAAUUGUUCUCAAUUUUGUUACUAUGUUAAACUGGCUGGCAUCAUUAAUGCCAAAUUUCAGUCGAGCUGAAUAAUUUUUUCAUGGUAGUAGAAGUGUAUAUAAAUUGAUAGGAUUUCACAGUUUACACACGGCUGUUACCUUGCCUUUCGUUUGAAGUCAAGCUGAAGGGUAAGUUCUUAAAAACCAGGAGGGUUGUGCUUGAGACUUACUGUAUUAAGUAAAACUCAACCAGCAACAUAGUUGAGGUGAAAAUUACUUUUAUACUCCUAAGAAAUAGCAUUUUUACUUUGUAACUUGGGACAAGGUGGUAACUACUAAAAUCAUUGUGGGACUAUGCCUUAGAACCUGUUACUCUCAUUAGAGAUUUUGGAACUAUUGAAUGACAAAAUGGAAUGUGAGUCUUUAGGGUUCUUUACCUGGAAAGGGCAGUUUGGGCUGGCUAAAUUCUCAAGGCUGUGACAGUUUUGCAAGCAAUAGCAAUAAGAAAGUUGCUACACAGUAACAUUAAUAUGCAUUUAAAUGUGUAAUCUUAAUCUACAUCAAGAUUGUUGAGAAUAAUUUCUGUGAAGAGUUACAGAAACUCUCACAUCUGAACCAUGCCCUGGGAUUGACUUCAGAGCCGGAAAAGGUUUUUUGGCAGAUGACAGGGAAAGAGGAGUCCUUGUUAGAGAGUGAAAAGACCAAGGACUUUCUUUGGAAAAUUUGAAACGAUUCUCUCACGUGAAAGAAAAUGCCCUUGGUAGAGAAAGAAAACUGGCAAUUUUGAAGUGACUCUACUAGCUAUUAUUGACAGCUACGAUCAUUUAGCAUCCAAACAGAAAGAAUUUGAAGACACUCAGAAGAUGGGCUGGUGGGCAUGGAAACAAAACAAAGGAAGUUGGUUGAUGUCAGGUGAUAAUCUCAUACAGGAGGGCAUCAGGCCACAUGCCCAGAUCUACUUCCCCAGUGGCUACUACAGGGCCCGAGUGACACAACCUGCAUGCGUGGGAGAGUAAACUCUCCAGGCAGCAGAUUUUGACCAGUGGAAGAGAGAAGGCAGAGACAGAUGGGAGAUAUGUUUUCUCUUCCUUUUUCCCUCUGAUGGAUUGUUCUGGGCACAAUAUUUCCGUCCAGCCUGUCCAAAGAGGUUCUUUGUGACUGAGUGGUCACCUGCUGAGGAACCAGCUCUGGUUAUUCAUGGCAUUUUAUGAAGCAAUGGCCAGUGCAGUAACUCAGCACCUUGUACUUGCUGCCGGAUCUUCUCCGCCCGUCUUCCUCCCUAACUCUCACAGAACUGGGCUUGUACCUCCUAAUAAAGCAUAAGCCCUUAA
This is a messenger RNA of Aethalodelphis obliquidens (Pacific white-sided dolphin), 5498 nucleotides long. It is a transcript of the gene SP5, whose product is annotated as Sp5 transcription factor. Gene Ontology annotation, molecular function: RNA polymerase II cis-regulatory region sequence-specific DNA binding; DNA-binding transcription factor activity, RNA polymerase II-specific. Gene Ontology annotation, biological process: regulation of transcription by RNA polymerase II. Bases 1729 to 2700 code for a protein of 323 amino acids. Lineage: Eukaryota; Metazoa; Chordata; Mammalia; Artiodactyla; Delphinidae. The record is from RefSeq and is a predicted model, not a curated record. The transcript is spliced from 4 exons.